This is a messenger RNA of Lachancea thermotolerans CBS 6340, 2343 nucleotides long. RefSeq names its product Dgr2p (gene DGR2). Lineage: Eukaryota; Fungi; Ascomycota; Saccharomycetes; Saccharomycetales; Saccharomycetaceae. The transcript has a single exon. Bases 1 to 2343 code for a protein of 780 amino acids. Gene Ontology annotation, molecular function: protein binding. The record is from RefSeq and is a predicted model, not a curated record.
AUGCAUGGUCCAAAGCCAGAGUUCGAACUUUCCGGAAGUUCCACCGAGGACUUGAUCCUUUCGAAGCCGUCGAGCCAAAAUAGCAGCGAGACUACUAGCGAAAGCAGUCAUAGUAACGGUGGUGACACGGAAAGUGGUCGACGGAGCGUUGGUGGCGCGACCUGCCGGGAGUUUACAACGCAUAUUGCCCCGGUCCAGUUUGAAAUGUCGAAGCCCUCCUUUAAGAUUCAGGAUUUUUCGACAAGGGUCCUAGGUCCGAAAGAAGAGGCAAAGGAAUUGCAAAAGGCGCAUACGGCCUCGGAUGAUCCGGCAGAUCCUGUUUUAAACAACAUUUUUGGACGCAUCAACCGUGAACAAUUUAAAAGAUACCUCAAGCAGCCGGCCUAUCUCCGAGUUUUCAACAAACAACCCCGCAUCAAGCAGUUCCGUCGUUUAUUUCUUGCGCAAGAAUUGAGACUUGACAACGGCGAUAUUACCUCUUCUUCCAACACGACACUCAGUACAUUGAGCGAAAACAACGGAAGAGCUGUAUGGGCUACCAAGUUCAGUCGCGAUGGCAGAUUUCUAGCCACAGGCGGUAAGGAUUGUACGCUAAGGAUAUGGAAAGUGAUAGCUUCGCCCUUGGAACGCAACGAUCUUAGCAACAGUACCACAAAACCGCAAGCUAAGCGCAUAUCCUUGCGAAUGCCACCUUCGGCUGCAACAGGGCGGAGCAACAAAGAUGAACUGGACCAGGUUACAGCCCCGGGGCUGAUGGAUCUCUACGCACCUGUAUUCCAUCCACUUCCUUAUCGAACCUUUCAAGGGCAUACACAGGACAUUCUGGACCUCGACUGGUCAAAGAACGGAUUUAUACUCACCACGUCAAUGGACAAGACAGCUAGACUAUGGCACUGCGACCGGCCAAAGGCUCUAAAAACAUUUGAGCAUCCGGAUUUUGUCACUUGCGCCAAGUUUCAUCCUAACGAUGACCGCUUUUUUCUGAGCGGCUGUCUUGACCAUAAGUUGCGCCUAUGGUCCAUCUUGGACCACUCUGUUUCAUUCGAGCAUUAUUGCGGGGACAUAAUCACAGCCAUUGACACAUCCUUUGGUGACGGAAAAUACACCGCGAUAGGUACUUUCAAUGGGCACAUCUCGAUUCUAUACACACGAGGGCUUGAAAUGAUCUCUACGUUCCACGUCAUGGAGAGUUCAAAAGGACGCAUCAGAAAGUCAACUGAAAGCGGGCCCAAAAUCACUGGUAUCGAGUUCUUCAAGUCUGCCCCAGAUAACGAUUUGAGAAUAAUGGUUACAUCUAAUGACUCAAGGAUAAGGAUAUUCAGCGUGAAGAACCGCACGCUAUUGGAAGUUUUACGAGGAUUUGAGAACGCACAUUCCCAGAUCAGCGCCCACACCUUGUCAACCACUAGGAAAAAAAUGUACGUCAUCGCUCCAAGUGAAAACCAAUGGGUUUAUUGCUGGAAGCUUGAAUCGAGCGCUGGGGCAGCAGACCUUGAUGAGUCCUCGAACAAUAAAGCGCAUAGGCACGGAUCUAUUAGGGGACUUCUGCGAAGGAGCCUCAGUAUAGGCAGUGCGCAUUCCUCAGAAAAGCGUUCGCCGCCAGCCAGCGACCAACUCAGCGGGCUUACCCCAUCACAUAAAGGCAAACACGAGCCUAUCAAGAACCACCACUAUAUUGCAUUCCACGCGCAUCACUGCACCGUGACAACCACUGCAGUCGCGCCAGUCAACACCGCAAAAACGUUAGCGCUCUCAGAUGACUUCAUCUGCGAGCUCACCAUGGCACUAAGCGAAGGCGAAGACGACGUGGCAGUAAUGAGACAACAACACCGCAAGUCUCUGUUGCAUACCAAAAAACAGCACCAGAGGGAGAAUGACCUUCUUCAAAAGCGCUUUCCGUCAAUGAUUGAAGCCAUUGGAACAAUAUUUGUCUCAACGGACAGCUCAGGUGUGAUCCGCGUGUUCAGAUCAGACAUCUCCACUAACGUGCGGAAAAAGGUACUGAGCUGUCUGAAGCGUAGUUCUACACCGCCGAAGUCAGAAUCCGGCAGCGAAUCUAACGGCUCCUACAUGCACAGCGGGUUACUAGGGUCUACCGUGAAGGCUGCCACAUCCACGCUCACAAAGUCCAGAGCCCUGGGUAGCUCGCCCUCCAUAAAGUCUUUGAAAAGUGUGUCGCCAUCGAAUGAAGCGCCUACAUCCGCAUCGCCGCAGGCUCCCUGCGACUUGUGCGGCAGCACUGACCUUACCAGAACCAAAGGCGACCCGAAGCUCCGUCUAAAUACUCAGGCGCCUGUUUACAUCUGCAACAGCUGCGGUAAUCAACUGGUCAGGGCUUCUUAA